Molecule: messenger RNA, 180 nt
Organism: Clonostachys byssicola
Lineage: Eukaryota; Fungi; Ascomycota; Sordariomycetes; Hypocreales; Bionectriaceae
Source: the annotation of a GenBank genome assembly
AUGCUGGCGUUACUCGGUCUAGCUGCUAAGAUGAGUGGUAAGGAGCAGACCCCUUCGUCAGACACAUAUAUAUACAAAGAAGUUAUGUCGCCCGACGGGCUGAAAGAACUCCUGAAGAGCAACUCGAAGAACGUCGCAUACGUCAAGAACAUCGCGAACGUCGCGAACGUCGCGAAAUAA